Messenger RNA from Clunio marinus, 375 nucleotides. Lineage: Eukaryota; Metazoa; Arthropoda; Insecta; Diptera; Chironomidae. The record is from the annotation of a GenBank genome assembly.
AUGUGGAAAGAUGCGAAAUGUUUCUAUUGUUUGGCUAUUUUGAAUAGAGAUUGUUGGCUGACUUCUUUUUUGAAGAUUCCUAAAAUUAUCGCAAUUGCAUUACAAGAUGAUGAACAAUACGAUUUUUUUAUCGACCAGCACAUGUUCAUGUGCAUGCUAUCAGAAUAUCAGAUUAUAGAACAACAUUUCAGUUUAAAAAUUGAUUCAAUAAACAGCAAACGUUGGUCUUGCAUAAAUCACAUAGCGAGACCAACCCGAAAGCAAGCACAUAACCCGAAGGAAAGAAAAGACUUGUUAACAAGACUUUUGUCUUGUAAACUCGGAAAUGUGAUUUAUGAUUCAAUGUCUCUUAAGCAAAAAGAAAAGAAAAAUUAA